Impatiens glandulifera is the source of this 762-nucleotide messenger RNA. RefSeq names its product protein EPIDERMAL PATTERNING FACTOR 2-like. Gene Ontology annotation, biological process: stomatal complex development; guard cell differentiation. The record is from RefSeq and is a predicted model, not a curated record. The transcript is spliced from 3 exons. Bases 131 to 571 code for a protein of 146 amino acids. NCBI's taxonomy places the organism in Eukaryota, Viridiplantae, Streptophyta, Magnoliopsida, Ericales, Balsaminaceae.
UAGGUACGUUACGUACUUAUAUGUUGUUACUCUCGUAACUCCUUUAUUUUCUCUCAUAUUAAUUUCAAAACUACCUAUAAAGAUUAUUUGAAUUAAUUAACUAGCUAGCAAGAAGAGAAGAAAAGAAAACAUGAAGAGAAGUACUAGUAGACGUCGUUGUUCACUCAUACAUCAUCUUGAGUACUACAACAACCCGUUUCUCGUCCUAAUUUCACUUCUACUACUACUUUCGUCGUCAUGUUGUUCAUCAGCACAAACCCUACUACUACGCUCUCAUCUUAUUUAUAUCAACAAACAUCAUGAUCAACACCACCACCUUCGGAAAGGAGAGCAACAUCAUCAUCAGGUUUCUAUCGAGGAGGAGGAUGAUUCAAGGGAGAAAAAAGAAAAAGAAAUGACGACCGAGCCAACAUUAACAGGAUCAAGGUUGCCAGACUGCUCGCACGCAUGCGGACCAUGUUUCCCUUGCAAGAGAGUCACAGUUAGCUUCAAAUGCUCUGCCGUUGAGUCCUGCCCCAUGGUUUACAGGUGCACUUGUAACGGCAAAUACUAUCAUGUCCCUUCCAUCUAAGUCUAACCACUCCGCCUACUCUCUCUACCUAGCUACAUCCUACAUCCUACAUGUUUUUCUUAAUUCUUGUACUGUUAAUUAAUUCAUAAGCAAUUGUUAUAUCUAAUUAACCUCUUUUUUCUACAUUAUAUAUAUGUUCAGAAUCGGGCAUGGAUAAAGCAAUUUAUGCAUUUGCAUAGGCUCCACAUCUA